AUGUCACGUCGUACGAAUCCGUUGCUGGCGAUUAUUCAGAAGAAGACUCUGAAUGAAUUCUCGAGAAAAGAACUCGAGGAGGCAUUCAUCAUAUGCGAUGUGCGUGGUACGGGUUUUGUGCACAUACGGAACUUGAAGGUUGUGAUGCGUGCUCUUGGCUUCGAACCGCGAAACGAUGAAAUUCAACGACUAACAUCAAAAAUGAUGGAAAAUAAGUUGUUGCGGAAUGCACAUCCAGAUUCAUUUGAUGUGAAUGAAUUGAGUGAGUUGUUAGCCGAGAAACUGGAUCAGCGAAACGGUGCGAGUGAAAUGCAUGCUGCAUUCCAGCUGUUCGACAGUGACUCAAAAGGAUACAUAUCGGCUGCGGAUCUUCGCAAGGUUGCCAAUGAACUGCACGAAAACGUUGACGAUGAACAGUUGAUGGAAAUGAUCAACGAGGCAGAUUCUUGUCGUAGCGGACGUGUUUCAGAAGCUGAUUUCUGUACGAUUAUGGAAAAAACGAGUCUUUAUUAA
Molecule: messenger RNA, 513 nt
Organism: Anisakis simplex (herring worm)
Lineage: Eukaryota; Metazoa; Nematoda; Chromadorea; Rhabditida; Anisakidae
Source: the annotation of a GenBank genome assembly